Rhododendron vialii is the source of this 2632-nucleotide messenger RNA. Its product is annotated as F-box/kelch-repeat protein At3g06240-like. Gene Ontology annotation, molecular function: protein binding. Lineage: Eukaryota; Viridiplantae; Streptophyta; Magnoliopsida; Ericales; Ericaceae. The transcript is spliced from 2 exons. The record is from RefSeq and is a predicted model, not a curated record. The coding region runs from base 23 to 1285 and encodes 420 amino acids.
UCACUUCUCAAACCCUACGCAUAUGAAAACGGAACAACCAGAAUACAAACAGAACUUCCAUCAACCAAACACAACAAUGGAUUCUCCACUUCUCCCCGAAGAUAUCCUCCUCGACAUCUUCUCCCGCCUCCCCGUCAACCACGUCCUCCGCCUCAGAUCCCUCUCCGACCACCUCCGCCGCUCCCUCUCCACCCCCCACUUCGCCAGGCUCCACCUCCGCCACCAGCUCCGCCGCCGCCGCCUGGCGAUCUUCGAGUCGCGCGAACCCCCUUACUCCGUCGCAUUCCGCUGCGUCCAUACCGAAGCCCAUUCCGACCAACCCGUUAUCUCCUGGGGCGACGGUUUCAAGUACUCGUAUCCCAACGCCAGAAUUUGGAACUCGUGCGACGGGUUGAUUCUCUUCAGUAUCUCCGACAAGUCUUUCUUUGCUUUCAACCCGUCGACGAGAGAUCGACAACUCCUGUGUCACAUCCCUCCCCUCUGUCUGUCGGAAGAUCGAAAGUACUCCCUCCUCCUAGGGCUUGGUUUCGAUGCCCUUGUUGACGAGUACAAGGUGGUGGGGGCUGUCGUUUAUUGGGACGACUACGGUGAUGAUUCUUUUGUGUUUUGCUCUUCUUUGAACAAUUCUAGGUUGAUCAAUAAGCGCUUCGAAUACGGGGUUGCGGUGGAAUAUUCACCGGGGACGAGUGUGAACGGGGUUCUUUAUUGGCUGGUGGAGCGAUAUGCGGGAAAUUGGGGUUUCGAGGCUAGGCCACCUCCCGUUAUUGUUUACUUCGAUUUCGCAGCAGAGGUGUUUGUUGAGAUGGCGGCCCAACUACCUUACGAGCCUGAUGUGUAUGAAUAUGAUUUGGUGGUUCUGAGAGGGUCUCUUUGCGUUGUUUGCCAUAGGGGGUUGCAGGGUGAGGUGUGGGGAUUGCAGGUUGAGGUGUGGGGAUUGGGAAAGUGUGGUGAUAUGGACGUUUGGGUUAGACUAUUUGUCGUCAUUAAUGGCGAAAGCCUUGUUUUUAGGACUUUGAAGCCAUUUUGUUUCACGGAGGAGGGCGAAGUGAUAAUGGCAGUAGACAGAAAGAGACUAGUGGUGUAUAAUCUCAAAGAAAAAACGCAUAGGUUGUUGUUCUGUCACCCGGAGGUCAAACAGAUAUGGGGGAAACCUGAUGGGUUUGAAGUCGCGGUGUAUGUUGAGAGUCUAGUCUCCCCUCGUAGUGCCUCUGAGGGGUAUGGGGCAAUCACAGAUCAUUCUUCAACAGCUUUCAUGGAUUUGCAGCGGCGGAAGGAGAAUUCAUAAGUAAAUGUGCUCAAAAGAAAAAGAAAUGUAUCCUGUAUUCUUCCAGAAUCACGGCUGCCAAACAUCCCAACAGAAAUCAUCAUUGAAAUCCUCUCUUUCCUACCACCCUAAUCUCUGUUGCGGUUUAUGUGCGUUUGCAAGCAAUGGCGUUCUUCCAUAUCCAAUCCCAAUUUCACUUUGUCAAAUCCAAAGCAACAAAAAGCCAUCUGGUCUAUGGGUGUCAAUAAUUUCAACUUACACUCUCUCGACGAUCAACUUAACUUAACACACCGUCCCAGGCCAAUGCGGACUCCAUACAAACAGUUUCGACAUCAAAAUUGGCUUCAAAUCUUCGGUUCGUGCAAUGGCUUGUUGCUUUUAUACUAUUUCCGAGAUUUGUACUUGUGGAACCCUUCAACAAGGCAAUGCACCAAAGUGCUUUGGCUCCCUGUGCCUUUUUAUGGUGAACAUUUUGUUAGCUCUGGACUCUGUUAUGACUCUUCUACCGACGAUUAUAAGGCAAUCUUUGCCCCACAAAGCGUAGAGGUCAUCGUUGCUAGUUUUAAAACCAAACAAUGUAUCAAGAUAUGCUUCCCUCAUAACACGGUCUUGAAUUCAGGGCCUCUAGUGAAAGAGAGGUUACACUGGUUGGCCAGUCGAUCCAGAAAUAAUAGUCCAAACCCCACAAAAGCCCACCAGAUAUUUUACUUCGAUCCAUUGAAGGAUGAAUUUUUUGAAUUCCCAUCGCCACUACCUCUCAAUGGGGAACACAAUAAUAUAUUGGGUUUGGGAGUUUUGGACAGAUGCCUUUGUUUGGUUCGCUAUUUAGACCCUGAAGGACUUGGUCAUGAACGUGAUGUUGUUUUAUUAGUCAUGAAGGAAUACGGUGUUGGGGAAUCAUGGACUAGUUUGUUUACCAUACCUUGCAUAACGCGUGGGCCAGCUACGUUCAAAGGAUUGGUGAUGGUACCAUUUUGCUUCAGAAAGAAUGGUGAAGUUCUUGUCGCAUUGAACGGAGAGAAAAUCCUUGUGUACGAUCCCGACGAGGAGUUAAAAAGGUACAUUCGGAUACCAAAUAUUGGUUGUAAUGGACAAGUAAUAGUAUACGAGGAAAGUAUGGUUUCACCUGUUGCUUAUCGGGAUGAAGAAGGUUCUACUGAAGGUGAGAGGCGCUGGAAGACGGACACAGACUGAAUCUCGACCUGGUCAGCUUGUAUCUGUUUUGUUCUUUUUUUAAUCACGGCCAGCUUGCUUCUGUUUUGGGCUCUUUGUGCUUUCUUGGGACUGCAUGGUUUUCGUAGUGCCCUUAUAAUGUUUGUUCCGGAGAGUUUUCUUCGUUUGAUAAAAUAUGCAAUGCAAUUUGUCAUC